AUGUCCGCCCGGUCAGCCUGGCGCGCUCUGCACUACAGCGCCAAGCGUCGCGUGGUGCAACCGACCUCUCCCUACCGAUGCUUUUCGUGCACUCGUCAGGCCUUUGAUCAGGCCAAACCGGACCAGCAGCGCAUGACACACUUUGGCUUUACCAAUGUACCUGAAUCAGAGAAGGAAUCGCGCGUCGGCGCCGUCUUCAGUUCCGUCGCCUCAUCCUACGAUAACAUGAACGACCUCAUGUCUCUGGGUAUCCACCGUCUCUGGAAAGACCACUUCGUCCGCUCGCUCAACCCAGGCACGCCCGUCGCCAAUCGACCGGCCGACGCCAAAGACCAAGGCUGGAACAUCCUCGACAUCGCCGGCGGGACCGGCGACAUCGCCUUCCGCAUGCUCGACCACGCCACCAACAUCAACCACGACAUGCAGACCCGCGUCACCAUCAGCGACAUCAACGCCGAAAUGCUGGCCGAAGGCCGCAAGCGCUCCACCGCCACCCCAUACUACAACACCUCGCGCCUGUCCUUUGUCCAGGCCAAUGCCCAGGACAUGCCGCAUAUCCCCUCCGACUCAGUCGAUCUGUACACGGUGGUGUUUGGUAUCCGCAACUUCACCGACAAGCAGGCUGCGCUAAACGAGGCCUUCCGUGUGCUCAAGCCCGGCGGCGUGUUUGCUUGCAUGGAGUUUAGCAAGGUGGAGAAUCCGGUCUUUGAUGCCGUGUACAAGAGGUGGAAUUUCGGCGCGAUCCCCUUGAUCGGCCAGAUUGUUGCCGGAGACCGGGAUAGUUACCAGUACUUGGUGGAAAGCAUUGAGCGGUUCCCGAGUCAGGAGGAGUUCCGUGGGAUGAUUCAGAAGGCUGGAUUCGAGAUUCCCGGGAAGGGGUAUGAGAACUUGACGGGUGGUAUUGCGGCGAUUCACAAGGGUAUUAAGCCGAUUUCUCGGGUUUGA
This is a messenger RNA of Penicillium diatomitis, 945 nucleotides long. RefSeq names its product class I SAM-dependent methyltransferase. The transcript has 2 exons. Gene Ontology annotation, biological process: ubiquinone biosynthetic process. Gene Ontology annotation, molecular function: methyltransferase activity. The coding region runs from base 1 to 945 and encodes 314 amino acids. Lineage: Eukaryota; Fungi; Ascomycota; Eurotiomycetes; Eurotiales; Aspergillaceae. The record is from RefSeq and is a predicted model, not a curated record.